GUGAGCUAUAGCUUGGAAGGAGCCGUCUGUCGCUGCUCAUUCUCUCGUUCUGUUUACGUUCGCUGCUUUGCCUGGACGCUGAGUUCGGGAGGAGGAAAAGAAGGGAAGAAAUAAGAAUGGCGAGCUCCUCCGCAGUGGAUUUGGCGGAUAUCCCAUCCGUGGAUCUGAUGACGGAGCUCCUUCGCCGCAUGAAGUGCUCCACCAAACCCGACAAGCGUCUCAUUCUCAUCGGUCCUCCUGGAUCUGGAAAAGGAACCCAGUCACCCAUUAUCAAGGAUGAUUAUUGCUUGUGCCACUUGGCCACUGGUGAUAUGCUAAGAGCUUCCGUUGCUGCCAAGACCCCCCUUGGGAUUAAGGCUAAAGAAGCUAUGGAUAAGGGUGAACUUGUUUCUGAUGACUUGGUUGUUGGCAUAAUUGAUGAAGCAAUCAAGAAGCCUUCAUGUCAAAAAGGUUUUAUCCUGGAUGGGUUCCCAAGGACUGUGGUACAAGCAGAAAAGCUUGAUGAGAUGCUUGAGAAGCAAGGAACUAAAAUUGAUAAGGUGCUCAACUUUGCAAUUGAUGAUGCCAUCUUGGAGGAAAGAAUUACAGGUCGUUGGAUCCACCCUUCCAGUGGCCGUACAUACCACACUAAAUUUGCACCUCCCAAAGUUCCUGGUGUUGAUGAUGUCACUGGAGAGCCUCUGAUUCAGCGAAAGGAUGAUACUGCAGCAGUUCUCAAGUCUAGGCUGGAGGCAUUCCAUAGGCAAACUGAACCGGUUAUUGAUUACUAUGGCAAGAAGGGUGUUGUUGCACAUCUUCAUGCGGACAAACCACCAAAAGAGGUUACCAAUGAGGUUCAGAAGGUGCUCUCUUCGUAGAGAUGAACUCUUCAAUUUUAAUCUAAAAGAUGGAACUUUCUCAAACCUCUCUGGGUUUUUGCUCAUUUGUAAUCCGAUACAUUAUCGGAUCGGCUGAUCCAUUGCUUUUAACUUUAACCCCAUCCGUAUGACUGUAUCUGACCGCAAGAUCCGGCUGGUUCCGUUAACUGCUGAGGUGUUACGGAAUUUAUUCCCAAAUAAAAGAAUGAAUCAUAAUUUUUGAGUAAAACUUAGUUUUGUCAAUAAUUUAGGCUCCUGGGCUAUGCAUUCUAGUUUAUUGGGUUUAAUUA
Molecule: messenger RNA, 1147 nt
Organism: Nelumbo nucifera (sacred lotus)
Lineage: Eukaryota; Viridiplantae; Streptophyta; Magnoliopsida; Proteales; Nelumbonaceae
Product: adenylate kinase 4
Biological process (GO): nucleobase-containing compound metabolic process
Molecular function (GO): AMP kinase activity; ATP binding
Source: RefSeq, a predicted model, not a curated record